Messenger RNA from Anolis sagrei ordinatus, 792 nucleotides. The record is from RefSeq and is a predicted model, not a curated record. Lineage: Eukaryota; Metazoa; Chordata; Lepidosauria; Squamata; Anolidae.
AUGGGACUGAGUCAGUCCUGGUUGCCAUUACAAAUGAAUUUCAACGCCAGUUUGGUAGCGGCGGAUCGGCGCUACUGCAGCCACCUUGCUUUCCAUCUCCAAGCCAAACCAUCCUUGGUGGCCCUUGGGGACACUCUUCCUUUCCGCACUACUGCUUACCUGUCCCAGGUGAUCCUCCCUCGGAUGCAGGGUGCGUGUGCGGAUGCCCGGCCGGGCCCCCUCCCACUGCUAUUGGCCCCCCCACCGGAGGUGCUGGGCACAGUCCUGAGUGAGCACUUCGGCCCACUGCCCGUCAUGGCCCCCAUCACGCGCAUGAGGAGGAAGCCCUCCGGGCACUACUUCCCUACCGAGAACCGAGAGCAAGUCCUGGGCCGCCGGCGGGCUGCCAAUGCCAAGGAGAGGGAGCGGAUCCGGAAUCUGAACAGUGGGUUCUCCAAGCUCAAGUCCAUUGUGCCGCUCAUCCCAAAGGACCGGAAGCCCAGCAAGGUGGACAUGCUGAAAGCAGCCUCCGAAUACAUCCGCCUCUUGCGCCUGAUUCUGGAAGAGAACCAGGGCGCUGAGGAGGUGGGUCCGCACUCAUAUCCAUUGCCAUGGCCCGAUCCAGUGCCAGACACCACCCAGAACAGCCUGCCAACGAGCGCUCCACCUCCUGGCUGCUACGUCAAAGCGGAGAGUGGUGUGGAAGUGGUCUGGACAAACCCCGUGGUGGAGACUGCAGCUGCUUCGUGUCCCUGGGGCCAAGCCCUCUUGCCCACUUACGUCGGGAUUGUGGAGCUGCACAAAAAUGGGUAG